AUGAAGGAUCAAUACGAUUGUUUAAAUAAAGCUCAAUUGAGCUUUGAAUAUUUGCAUACAAACUCAACUACACAUACAUUUCUUUUUGGUGCACUAGCUGAACUAGUUGAUAAUUCACAAGAUGCCGGUGCAAAAAAUCUUGAUAUUUAUACAUGCAAAGAUCCAUAUUUACGUGGAGGGUUUUAUUUGGCAUUUUUGGACGAUGGUUGUGGAAUGAAUUACGAUGAUGUAUUCAAUGUAAUUGUUUUUGGUAAAUCAGCAAAACGUCAUAGUCUUGAUUCUACUCAAAUUGGUCAAUAUGGUAAUGGUUUAAAAUCCGGUGCUAUGCGUAUAUCAAAUGAUUUUAUAUUAUUUACAAAAAAAGAUAAUAUUGGUACAUGUUUAUUUCUUUCACGUACAUUCCAUCAAGAAGAACAUAUAUCUCAAAUAAUGUGUCCUAUGCCUUGCUUUGAUUUAACUAGUCAACAACCAAUUGAAAAUACUGAUAAUCAACAAUUAAAUGGUACACGUACAUAUACAUACGAUAAAAAUAAACAUGAACUUGAAAUGUAUCUAAUUACAAAAUAUUCGCCAUUUAAAACAAUUGAUGAUUUUUUUAAACAAUUUAGUUUAAUAAAAUCUGCUAGUGGAACAUUAAUUAUUUUAUAUAAUUUAAAAUUAUCUGAUUGUGGUGAACCAGAACUUAAUAUAAAAACCGAUCCAUAUGAUAUAUUAAUUGAUUCAAAAAACCGAAGAAAUUUAUUUAUUGAUGAUGAUAAUAGUAUUCCUUCAGAAUAUCGUUCACUUCGUGCAUAUGUUUCAAUUCUUUAUUAUGAACCACGUAUGCGUAUAACAAUACAAGGAAGACGUGUUAUAACAAAAAAAUUAUCAUAUACAUUGUAUAAACCUCGACAAUAUCAAUUUAAAUCUACACGUUUUAAAACACGUUCUGAACAAGAAAUAAAAAAGAGUGAAAAAGAACUUUUAUCAUUAGAAGAACGUAUACGUGAAGCUGAUUCACAAGUUUAUCAUAUACAACAACAAAAUGAAAUGACACCAUCGAUUGAUGAACGAAUACGAUUAAGAAAAUUACAAAUCAAUGCAGCUGAAUUAAAAGAUAUUGCUAAUCGAUUACGUAAUGGUCUUGUAAAAAAACGUAUGGAAAUGACUACAACAAAAACUUUAACAUUUAUUUUUGGAUUAAAUAUUCAAAAUCGAAUAGCUGAUGGAAUUUUUGUUUAUAAUUGUGGACGGCUUAUUAAAAUGUAUGAAAAAAUUGGACAACCAAAUAAAAAAACCUUAUAUUGUCGUGGUGUUAUUGGUAUUGUUGAUAUUCCUUCAAUUGUACUUGAACCUACACAUAAUAAACAAUCAUUUGCUGAUGAAAAAGAAUAUCAAUUUUUACUUAAAAAUAUGGGUGAAUAUAUGCGACAAUAUUGGGCUGAUACAGGAAUUGAGCAUUAUGUUAAAGAAUUCUGGGCAACCUAUGGUUAUCGAGAUGAUCAACUUGAUCGACCACCAUUAAAUGAUCCUGAAACAAUCAAACGUCGUCAAGUAGCUAUUCCAAUGCUUAUUCAAUGUGAUAAAUGUUUAAAAUGGCGUCGUCUACCGUACAAUGGUAAUGCUAAAGUUUUAACACAAAAUCAACUUGAAUCAUGGCAAUGUUCCGAUAAUACUGAUAUUCUUAACAAUACAUGUUCAGCAAAUGAAAAACUUGAAAUAAUACCUGAAGGAGAAUUAAAACAACAAUCACAAGGAACUAACAGUGGAAAUCAUACAUUAUUACGAGCAGUUUUGUCACCAGCUCGAUCUUUAGGAACUAAUAAACGUAUAUCAAAUGCUGAAAUUUCAUCGACGACAACGAAUAUUAAUUCAAAAGUAUCAACUCGUUCAAGUAUCGUUCCAUCAUCAUCCAAAACUUCUCAAAAACGUUCUCUACCUUCAUCUCGUUCAUUAUCAACAAAAACAAAACCUAAAAAGAAACCAAAACGAUGUAAUUCAAAACAAUCAACUGAAUCAAAAUCUAAAAUUCAUAAUCCUAUUAGUGAUGAUGAAAUUGAUGAAUAUGAACAAGAAUCAUUUGCAUCAGUUGCUCAACAAAAACAUGAUCAAACAUCAACAUCUAUUCAAAAUUCACGUUCAAAUAUUCAACAGACUUCACUAACAGAUUACGUAACAUCAACACAUCAUAUUCAUUUAAUUGAUGAUGAUGAUAAUACGGAAAAUAUUGAUAAUACUGAUAUAGCAUCAAAUAAUCUUCUUCCACCACCAACUAUUGGUGCACGUCUAUGGGCAAUGUAUCAAGGUGCUCGACGUACCGGCACAGUUUUAAGUGUAAAUGAUAAACGUGGCAUUUUUAAAAUGCGUUUUGAUGAAUUUCCAACAACUGAAUUCGAUUAUUCAUUCAGUUAUAAAUCAUCAGCAUGGUCUUAUAUUGGUGCUCCACCACCAUCAACAGAUCCAACAAUAACAUCAGUUGAAACAAUUGUUAAUGAACUAGAACCAUUAUCUAUUAUUGCAAAAAAAUUAAAAGCAUUAAUUAAAUUUAUGUUACCACCUGAUUGGAAAUUAACACAUGCACAAAUUUCAGCAAUGAGUUAUGAUGAUCUUAGUCAAUUUGAUAUUGCAGCUUUUAUGCAAUCUUAUCGAGAAAAAAUGACAAAAAUUGUUGAACAACAUAAAACUGAUGAAGAACAUUGGCGAACAUCAACUCAACAUUUACAAUCAGAAGCAACUAAAUUAUUUAAUCUGUGUGGAAUGUCAAUUCCAAUGGAUUGUUCAAUGGAAGAUUUUGAAGAACAUAUUGAACGUUACAUAGCAGAAGCUAUAAAAUCAUCUUGA
Messenger RNA from Rotaria sp. Silwood1, 2820 nucleotides. The record is from the annotation of a GenBank genome assembly. Lineage: Eukaryota; Metazoa; Rotifera; Eurotatoria; Philodinida; Philodinidae.